AUGAUCAUUAACUGUGGUUUUAAUGCAUCUCUGCUAAGUAUUUUAUGUUGUAUUUUCUCAAUCGUUUUCCGGUAUGACCAUAGUUCUGGCCAUGCACUUUUUGUUGUCUUCUCAGUGUUGGUUUUCCAUUUUCUAUUGACUGGCAUAUUUCUGGCAACUUUUUGUUGGUUUCUAACUAAUUCUUAUCUUCGAGAAGAGGCUCCAAACAGUUAUGUGGUUGAACAGCGUGUUGAAUGGAUGUACGCAUUUGAUGUUCACUGCAACUCUUUCUUCCCAAUGUUUGUGUUGCUAUAUGUGAUCCAUUAUUUUCUAUCUCCUCUAUUGGUGGUUCAUGGCUUCAUUCCAGAACUGCUAUCAAAUCUAUUAUUCAUGGUGGGAGCUUCAUACUACCAUUAUCUAAAUUUCUUAGGUUAUGAUGUUCUGCCCUUUUUGGAGAGGACCACCUUUUUUCUGUAUCCAAUUGGUGUAGUAAUUGUUCUUUCUCCCAUAUUGAUUUUGAGUGGCUUCAAUCCUUCUAGAUACUUUAUGAACAUAUACUUCAGCCGGCAAAUAUGAUCAUUCCAGUUAAAACUUUUGACCAGUCUGUGUCAUGUUGAGGUUAUAAGUAAUGGAGACUACAAAAUGAGAAAGCUGUAAUGAAUGUUUGAUUGUUUGUUCGACGAGUGCAAUACCCCGACAAUGCAUCAUUUUAGGCCUUCUACUACUAUAAGUCCAAGUUGAACUGUAGUAAGACAGCAGGGUAGUCAGUGUAUCUUUCACAGUUAUUAAAUAGAAUUUGUUCAGGUGAAUACAGUCAUUGUAAUCAAUUUUCAUUGUCAAUUCAGCAUUUUUCCUUCCAACAAAGAAAUUUUUC
This is a messenger RNA of Vicia villosa (hairy vetch), 853 nucleotides long. RefSeq lists its product as uncharacterized. Gene Ontology annotation, cellular component: Golgi membrane. Bases 1 to 555 code for a protein of 184 amino acids. NCBI's taxonomy places the organism in Eukaryota, Viridiplantae, Streptophyta, Magnoliopsida, Fabales, Fabaceae. The record is from RefSeq and is a predicted model, not a curated record. The transcript has 7 exons.